AUGGCUUCGUUGUUGCCGUUGCUGUUGCUCGCAGCAUUGCCGAACGCUCGAUUAGAAUCAGCGAUCAAUCCAGUGAGUAGCGUGGGCUCUGUAUCGAGCGGUUCCUCGUCAUCCUCUUCAUCCGCCUCCUCGUCGUCGAUGGUGGGCGUCGUGUCUGGCAGUGGCUCGGCUUCUGGGAGCAUGGUAGGGUCUGGAAACAGCGUGGUUGGGGGUGGCGGCGGCGGCAGCGGCGUUGGACACUCGUCUCUGAGCGGCGGAGCGGCUAAUGGAAACGGCAGAUGCGAGGAGAUCACGAUACCGAUGUGUCGAGGAAUCGGGUACAAUCUGACGGCGAUGCCGAACGAAUUGAACCACGACAAUCAGGAAGAGGCUGGUUUGGAGGUUCAUCAGUUCUGGCCGUUGGUAGAGAUCAAAUGUUCGGUAGAUUUGAAGUUCUUCCUUUGUUCCAUGUACACGCCGAUCUGUUUACCGGAGUAUACGAAACCUCUGCCGGCGUGUAGAAGCGUUUGCGAGAGGGCACGAGAGGGUUGCGCGCCGUUGAUGCAACAGUACGGGUUCUCGUGGCCGGAAAGAAUGGCGUGCGAAAGAUUACCGGCUCACGGUGAUCCGGAAAAUCUGUGUAUGGAGCAGGACAAUCAUACGAGCAGCACUGGAUACGGUUCUGGUAACGGAGGAGCUGCAAGUAGCGCUCCGUUACCAGCCGCGGCGCCACCGCGUCCGACGAGGCCGUCGAAGACGAUCCAACCACCGCGGUGCAAGCCAGGCAAGAACCAAAAAAACUGCCAACAUCCCCCGGGGGACAGGGCGAGGGAAUGCGCGUGCCGGUGCAGGGCACCCCUCGUACCCCUGGGGGCGGGGGGCACGGUCAUUCCGGGACCGAUAAGCGGCAGCAGCACCGGCAGCAUAGGCAGCGGGGCUGGUCUGGCGGGCAUGGCCGACAUUGCCGGAGUACCGAAUUGCGCACUCCCGUGCCACGGGGCGUUUCUCACCCCCGAAGAGCGCGGCUUCGCGGCCGUUUGGCUGGCUCUGUGGAGCGGCCUGUGCGCCGCAAGCACACUCGUGACCGUCACCACGUUUCUAAUCGACACCCAGCGCUUCAAGUAUCCUGAGAGACCGAUAGUGUUCCUGUCGGCUUGCUAUUUCGUCGUGUCGGUCGGCUACCUGUCGAGGAGCGUGUUCGGCCACGAGGAGAUCGCCUGCGACGGACCGGCGCUGAAGUCAGGAGCACAGGGCCCGGGAGCUUGCGUUACGGUUUUUCUAAUGAUCUAUUUCUUCGGCAUGGCGUCCUCGGUAUGGUGGGUGAUACUGGCGUUCACGUGGUUUCUCGCGGCGGGGUUGAAAUGGGGGAACGAGGCGAUAGCCUCGUACUCCCAGUACUUUCAUCUGGCGGCAUGGCUGGCGCCUACGGUGCAGACAGUCUCGGCGUACGUGGCCGGGGGAGUAGCUGGGGAUCCGGUCGCGGGGGUUUGUACGGUAGCGCCGGAAGGGGUACGGUCGUUCAUUCUGGUACCGCUGUUCGUUUACCUAUUACUGGGAACGAGCUUCCUUCUGGCGGGAUUCGUCAGCCUGUUCAGAAUUCGUUCGGUGAUCAAACGGCAACCGGGAGCGAAGGCGGACAAACUGGAGAAACUGAUGAUACGUAUCGGCGUGUUCAGCGUUCUGUACACGCUUCCAGCUGGAGUGGUGUUGGCCUGUCACAUGUACGAGACCGCGUUAAGAAACGAGUGGCUCGCUUCGUUGGCAUGCCCAUGUCGAUCGAGGGCAAGACCUCUCUACUCCGUCCUGAUGCUCAAGUACUUCAUGGCGCUCGCGGUAGGCAUCACGUCAGGCGUGUGGAUUUGGAGCGGCAAAACCGUCGACUCGUGGAAACGUCUCUGGAGGCGCUUGUUCGGCGGAGGGAGCGCAGGAGGCGGUCACGGAGGCGGUGGCGCCGGUAUGGUAGCAGGCGUGACAGGCGUCAGCGGAGGCAUCGGCAGCACCAGCAUCAAGGGCGUCGUAGGGCGUGUAGGAGUGCCAUAUCCACCGGCACCGGGACCUGGCAGCGCUUUACUUCCGCCUGGAAGCGUGGCCAGCGCCUCUCAACAUCAUCUCCAUCAUCACGUCCUCAAACAACCCCCUCUGUCGCACGUAUGACGUCACCAGUCGGCGGGAGGCGACAUGAACACCGCUGGCUGCGAGCAGCAACAGCAACAACAACAGUCGGUGCAACAAGAGAGGCCUUCCGCCCUUAGUAACUACGGGCCCAUUUAGCCCUUCGCCUCGGCCUCGCGCAGGCACACGCCGCAUACAGCGCCGCAUACGGCGCCACAUACGCCACACUCCGCGGCCACCAUAUACUCGAGGAGAUCGCUGGCGUCGACUACGGGCCCGCUCACGCCAGCACACGGACUCGCGCCCUCUUACACCCAAGCCACCGAAGUAUAAAUCGAUUUAACCGAUAUAGCAAGCUCGAUGUCCCUGUAGCUCUAUGACGCUGAUUGAAAAACAAACGAGGAAAAGAAAGAAAGAAAGAAAAGGGGUCGAGGAGGGAGCGUGCGUAUUUUGGUACCGGCCGGCGUGUUGUGGCUCUAUUCACGACGCAUCGAAACUUCGUCGAUGACUCGCGACGGUGCUUCUCGAUUACCCGAUAUACGUAUUAACCCGUACGUGUCUUUGCCGCGGGUCUCGAGUCGUCUCACAUCCCCCCUGUCCCUCUUCGUUCAGUUUUACAUUCGAAAAUUCCACGGUGAAAUUCGUAAAUCGGUGAAUCGGUGUCUCGCGAGAAUAUUCUCAAUUCGAAUCGAAACGGAAACAUUACGCGCCAAUGGACGUAGUAACGGACCCUCGCAGCGUCGACACCAGA
Molecule: messenger RNA, 2842 nt
Organism: Habropoda laboriosa
Lineage: Eukaryota; Metazoa; Arthropoda; Insecta; Hymenoptera; Apidae
Gene: fz2
Product: frizzled-2-like
Exons: 2
Coding region: 1-2133 (710 amino acids)
Biological process (GO): canonical Wnt signaling pathway; non-canonical Wnt signaling pathway
Cellular component (GO): plasma membrane
Molecular function (GO): Wnt-protein binding; Wnt receptor activity
Source: RefSeq, a predicted model, not a curated record